AUGGGUGAUUAUGAUGCAAUAAACGACGAGAUAAAGAAUUUUCUGAGUCUUACAGACAGAAGCCCUUGCGAGGAUGCUCUCCCUGCCAAGGAUCCAAAGGCAAAUGAAGAAGGUAUUUCUUCCUUGAUAACACUUCUCACAAGCCUACAGAAUGUAUACAAUGAGAUCAAUACAAACCUUGUUGCUGGGGACAAUGAGGGGCUCAAGAAUGUUAUUCUAAACAGUGAUGUGAAGAUGUCUCUGGUAUGUGAGUCUCUCAUGAGGGUGCUGAAGGAUGUGUCGCAGGAAAAAAGUGAGCUUGUGAAGAAUGAAGAGAAGUACAAGGAAAGAAUAAGAAAGAUGAAUGAGGAGAAGGAAAGCCUUGAAAUUAAAAUAAACAAGAUGGAAAGUGAUCUCGAGUUUCUGAACCGAGGGAACCAGGAGCUUAGCCGGAUUAUCAGGGAUCAAAAGAACAAGAUUCAAGCCUUUAAAGAGAAGGCGGAUCUUGAGAAGAGAAAUUGCGAUAGCUUUCGAUCGAUAAAUGGAGAACUAGAGAUUCUAAGGAAGAAGGCCUUAGAGAAAUGUGAUGUUUAUGAGAAGGAGAUAGGUGUGUUGAAGGAGUACAUGAAAGAAAGAGGAGGGGAGAUAGGGAGACUAAGGGAUGAGGCCAAACAAGGAGAGGAAGAAAGAGAAAGACUCAGCAAGAAAAUAGUAAGUCUUGAAAAGAACAAUGAGCUGCUUCGAAAGAAGUUGGAGAUGAAGGAGAGUGCCAUUGGAGUGUGCAAUUCCGAGUUAUCGAAACUGAUUUCCAAAGAGAAGAGGAUUGAGAACGAGAUUGAGAAGAUGAAAGAAAGAGCAUCUUAUUAUGAGAGGCUUUACAAGGCUACCAACAGCCAAAAUGAGUAUCUCAACAGACAACUUUCGAAGAUGAUAAGAGAUACAGACAAAAUAGAGAUUCCCGAAUAUGAUCCAAAUGCCCAGGAGGAGAUGACAGCGAUAUCGAAUGAGAAGAAUGGUAAUGGUGUGGAGCAAAAUGAUCUGAAGAGAAUCAAGAGAUAUAGAAAACGAAUUCAUGAUCAGAAGAGGAUAAAUGAAAAGCAAAGGAUAGAGAUUCAGGAUUUGAGCAGAGAGGUUGAAAGGCUUAGAGACGAGGUUUCAAGGCUUCAGGAGGAAAGGACGAAAGCUAUUAAUGCAAACAGUAAGAUUAUGGAAGAGCUGAUGAGUAAGGUUGAAAGAUUGUUAGAGAAGAAUAGAGAAUAUCAAGGGAUUAUUUAUGAACUCCGAGGAAGAGACAUGAAGGAGGACAAAGGCCGAGUGGAUUUCAACGAAAGCUUCAGGACUGUGAAUGAUGGAGAGAAUGAUCAAGUGGAGAAGGAAGACUUUUUUACCUCAAAGAUCCCUGGAAGAGGGGAAGAGUUAGAAGAUGGAAACAGCGUAAGGCCAUUUACACUUAGGAAUGACUAUGGGAGCAAAGUAAAUGACGAUAGUAUAUAUGAUGAUUCGAGUAGGAUCUAUGGGAUGGGAGUCAGGAACAUUCCUUCAAGGCUGAGUUUUCCAAAGAAGCAGAAUGAGGUGGGCGAUGAGAAUGGCGAACAAAUUAAGCUGAAUCUUCCGGAUAGUUUUUUCAGUAGCCUUGCAAGUUCUAAAAAAGAGAUAGGUUUGAAUGAAGAAGAAUGCCUAGAAAGGAAAGAAGAGAAUGCUAGAGAGGCAGGGAGGGAUACCGGGUAUCUGGAUGAUCCAUUUGAUAGUCUAAGUAAUAAGAACUUUGGAAAGGAUGCAGAAAGUAGGGGAGAAUCUGACGUAAGCACCACAUCACCGAAAACUGUUCGCACAACUUCUACAUUGCACGAGAUGCUUAAGAGAACAGAUGCCUUACAAGAAAAGUUCGACAAGUUGGAAGAUCAUCUCAACGCAAUAAAGAACAGCGAUAAGGUUGAUGCUGAGAAGGUCCAUGAUCAGAUCAAGGCAUACAAAAACUACUACUACUCUGAUUAUUUGGACAUGUCUAAUGAAUCCGAUGUCAUUUAA
This is a messenger RNA of Encephalitozoon romaleae SJ-2008, 2007 nucleotides long. RefSeq lists its product as hypothetical. Lineage: Eukaryota; Fungi; Microsporidia; Unikaryonidae. Bases 1 to 2007 code for a protein of 668 amino acids. The record is from RefSeq and is a predicted model, not a curated record. The transcript has a single exon.